ACAGCAGGGCUGUCGAGAAACCCAGGGAGGGAAGCUGUUUAUCCGAUGCGAUGCCCGAGCCUGCGACGUUAUAAAGGCUUCCGCCAUGUUCUGUAUGUGCAGUGACUUUUGCACCCCUGCAACACGCGUACGGUCAACCCACAUAUCCAAAAUGUUCUCUCUUCGCACCCUCAAAGUUUUCGUCGCUGUGACUCUUCUGGCGCUUGUCGCCCAAGCCAUCGUUAUCCGCAGCCCUGCGGCAGACAAUGUCGAUGCGGGCAUGAGCCCCGAUGAGGACAUCUGAGCGAUAAACCGCCACUGAGCCCAUCAAGGCGGUCAGAAGGAGCUAGCGAACUGAUAGGCGGAAAUGAUUAUUGGAAUGUGCUUGCUAUUCCGGAGUGGAUCUGGAUGUCUUCUAGAUCAAGUUGAGAAUGAGGAUCAGUCGAUGUGCCCU
This is a messenger RNA of Laetiporus sulphureus 93-53, 433 nucleotides long. RefSeq lists its product as uncharacterized. NCBI's taxonomy places the organism in Eukaryota, Fungi, Basidiomycota, Agaricomycetes, Polyporales, Laetiporaceae. The transcript has 3 exons. The record is from RefSeq and is a predicted model, not a curated record. Bases 86 to 283 code for a protein of 65 amino acids.